Molecule: messenger RNA, 690 nt
Organism: Adineta ricciae
Lineage: Eukaryota; Metazoa; Rotifera; Eurotatoria; Adinetida; Adinetidae
Source: the annotation of a GenBank genome assembly
AUGUCGGAUGAACCGGAUACGUUAGUCAAACAUGCACAAUUCGAAAGACGUUCGUUUGCAAAGCGAUCGAUGCCAAAUAUUGCAAUAGAAACUAAUGUAGUUACUACUCAUCAUGUUACUAAACACGCAAGUGUAUCACAUUCUCUAUGUCGUCGGCAUUCAAAACAUACAGGUAAACGAUCUGUCGCGAUGGGACAUCAUGCAUUUCUGCCACCGGCCUGCUAUCAUUCAUGGGAACCUGAAUAUAGUAAACUUUUUAUUCGAGAGAAAACACAGAAAACUAUGACAAAAGAUUCGUAUUGGUCACCGUUAUCCGGUUUUGAACAAGCAAAAGAAAGUGUGAUUGCAAACGAAGAACUAUGUCCGGUAUUGAUACCAUUCAAUAGUGUUCAUACUGAGAAACCAGUAAUCCGCUACAAAGUAAAACCAAUAUUACCAACUAUCGUUCGGUAUAUGCGAGCGAACGAUCUAUUUCCAUCUCAACGUUAUAAACUGCCUGAACCAAAGAAACCGCCUGUACAAAUACCACUCAUUGAAGUUUCAAGAACGGAUGGUGUUCUUUCAAGUUUAACUGUAAAAGAUCGAUUGCUAAAUCGAGCUCGAAUGUCAGAAGAUCCGUCUGUGGUUAUUCGACGACCGCCGAGAAGGUUAACUAUUACUACUCUUUCUGCAUUGACGGUUUUCACUUAG